This is a messenger RNA of Medioppia subpectinata, 2643 nucleotides long. Lineage: Eukaryota; Metazoa; Arthropoda; Arachnida; Sarcoptiformes; Oppiidae. The record is from the annotation of a GenBank genome assembly.
CGGUAAGUGUCAUAUGUGUGGGAUCGGGAGGACGCGCCCGGAAAUGUCGGCUUUUAUGACCAGUUAUUGGCUCUCAAAUGGGUUAGAGAAAACAUCCACUCAUUUGGCGGAGAUAAGGAUCGGAUCACUAUUUUUGGUCAAAGCGCCGGCAGUUGGUCGGUGUCCGCACACAUACUCUCUCCGCUAUCCAAAGGCCUAUUCAAGAGGGCUAUUAUGGAGAGCGGCGCCAAUAUGUACAACAAGUACAGGGAUGUGGUCAACAAAACUGAAGCCAUAUCUCAGGGCAAAGCAAUAGCGAAACAAUUGAAAUGCAAUGAAACCGAGGAUUGGAUACAAUGUCUGCGAAAAGCGGACGCCAGAGAUAUACUUAAAUAUGAGAACCAAGUGAUGGCUUACCCGGUGUUUGGCACAGAAUUUCUGCCCAUUUCUAGCCGACAGGCUUUUAUUGAAAAAAAGUUUAAUACAGAUAUUGAUUUAAUUGCUGGCAUAACACGAAACGAAGGAUCAGACUUUAUUAAUUACGUGGUCAAAGAUCCCACACAUAUGACACUUACCGACUUUUACACAGGUGUAAUAGCAAUGGACUUAAUUGGCUAUCACAACGUGAACGUACAGAAAGUGGCGGAACAUUAUCUGAAAGUUGUCAACACUAGCGAUAGUCUGGCACUUCGCACGGCCUUAGGCUCACUAAUAGGUGACCUAAUACUCGGUUGUCCGACAUAUCUGUUCGCCAAACGGUUCGCACAAACUGUCAAAGAGUCGCAAAGGGUUUACUUUUACGAGUUGUUGUACCGAGCUGAAUAUUUUGCCAAAAUGCUCAGUUGUACGUCGACCAUGGGCAUUUGUCACGGCGUUGAUGUUGCCUUUGUGUUUGGUUUACCAUUCAUUUAUCCCAAUGAUUACAGUCAGGAAGAUAUCGCUUACAGUAAUGUGAUAAUGAAAAUGUGGAUACAGUUUGCCACUCAUGGUCAUAUGGACUCUGAUUGGCCGCAAUUGUUAAACAAUGACCCGAUUGAUGCGCCCAAAGUCCACGGAGUAGUGAGGGGUCGGACACUACAUGUGUUGGACACAAAUGUGGAUCAGUUUGUGGGCAUUCCAUACGCCGAACCCCCGGUCGGCAAACAUAGGUUCGCAAAAUCCGAACCCAUAACUAAACCAUUUCCCGAUAUAAUCGAUGCGACAAAAGUUAAAAACUCGUGUAUGCAAAAUGCAAAUCCAAUGCCACACAUUCCGGGCACAGGUAUGAGUGAAGACUGUUUGGUGCUUAACAUAUGGACAUCAGAUGUGAAGGCAAAAAAACCAGUGAUGUUUUGGAUUCAUGGCGGAGGCCUAACAUAUGGCACCAUAUUUCAAGAGUGGUAUAACGGGAGCGCUUUGGCCACCAAUGAUGUGGUGGUUGUGUCCGUCAACUAUAGGUUAGGACCGUUUGGUUUCCUAUACGGGGAUCGGGAGGACGCGCCCGGAAAUGUCGGCUUUUAUGACCAGCUAUUGGGCCUGAAAUGGGUUAGAGAAAACAUCCACUUAUUUGGCGGAGAUAGGGAUCAGAUCACCAUUUUUGGUGAGAGCGCCGGCAGUCAGUCAGUGUCCGCACACAUACUCUCCCCACUAUCCAAAGGUUUAUUCAAGAGGGCUAUACUGGAGAGCGGCGCCCAUAUGUUCAAUAAGGACAGGGAUUUGGUCAACAAAACUGAAGGCAUAUCUCAGGGCAAAAAUAUUGCGAAACAAUUGAAAUGCAAUGAAACCGAGGAUUGGAUACAAUGUUUGCGAAGAGCGGACGCCAAAGAUAUACUCAAAUAUGCGACCAAUAUGUUUACUUUCCCUGUAUUAGGCACUGAGUUUUUGCCCAUAUCUGCCCGACAAGCAUUUGAUGAGAAAAAAUUUAAUACAGAUAUUGACUUAAUCGCUGGCAUCACCCAAAACGAGGGCAUAGGCUUUGUUCCUAUACUGGUCGCCCAUCCGGAGCACAUGACGCUCACCGACUUUCACAACGGCGUAAAAGCCAUCGAUUCUUUGGGUUUUCACAACAUAAAUAUACCAAAAGUGACGGAACAUUACCUGAAAGGUGUCAACACUAGCGAUCCGGCGGCCUUACGGACGGCUUUAGGCGCAGUAAUAGGCGAUAUAAUACUCAUAUGUCCGACAUAUCUGUUCGCCAAACGGUUCGCACAAACUGUCAAAGAGUCGCAAAGGGUUUACUUUUACGAGUUGUUGUACGCGAGUAAUAAUUUUGGUAAACAAAUGGCUUGCGAUGUAAAGACCAUGGGCAUUUGUCACGGUAUGGAUGUGCCCUUUGUGUUUGGUUUACCACUCAUUCAUCCCAAUGAUUACACCCCCGAAGAUAUCUAUUACAGUAAUGUUGUGAUAAAAAUGUGGACAAAGUUUGCCACCGAUGGUCAUAUGGACUCUGAUUGGCCGCAACUGUUGAACGAUGACCCGAGCGGUGCGCCGAAAGUCCACGGUUUGGACCCAAAGGACUUACGGCUAGUACUGAAAGACCCGUUUCAUGAAACUUGGGUAGUGAGGGGUCGGACACUACAUGUGUUGGACACAAAUGUGGACCAAUUUCUGGGCAUUCCUUACGCCGAACCCCCGGUCGGCAAACUUAGGUUCGCUAAACCCGAACCCAUUUCUAAACCAUUUGCU